AUGUAUCCUGAUGGACGUUAUGCAUACUCAUCAGAAUAUGAUUUAACUACAGGCAAGAGUCGUACUCUUAAUUUAAAGACAAACACUUUUUGUUCUGCUGGGUCUUUCAUCGAAAAUGGUACACUAAUUGAAUCUGGCGGUGCUGAAAAUAUUUCUGGAGCACAAGCCGGUUUCCAAUCUGUUCGAUUAUUCAACUCAUGUGAUGACGGCAGUUGUGAUUGGUUGGAGUUUCCUGUAUAUUUGAAUAUUGCAAGAUGGUAUAACACUAUGGUAACGCUUCCGGAUGACAUUCCCGGCGGUCCACGCACGUAUCCAGUUACCGGCACAAUAUUUCUUUUGCCAUUACACUAUGAAAAUAAUUACACUGCCGAAAUUGUCGCCUGUGGUGGAUCCGCUGACGUAACGCCCGAAUCCGAAAGUGAUAAUGAUUGCGCAAGGCUUAAUUUAGCACAACCAGAUGGUGAUUGGACUUUAGAACCUUUUGGAGAUUUUGAAACAGGACGUUUAAUGGGUGAUCAUAUUCAUAUGCCUGAUGGAAAGGUGCUUAUUGUAAACGGUGCUGGUAUGGGGUAUGCAGAUGAGGGCAAUAUUACCGACAGACAACAUGCAGCAAGUUUGCCUCAAAAAGUACCAUUACUUUAUGAUCCCAAAGCACCUCUUGGAUCUCGUUUCACUAGAAUGGCAGAAGCGAAAUAUGUCCGUGUUUACCAUUCAACCGCAACUUUGAUCCCAGAUGGUACAGUUUUUGUCGCUGGCAGUAAUCCAAAUGCAUUGGUUUGUGAUAUUUGUGAAUACCCUACGGAGUAA
Racocetra fulgida is the source of this 807-nucleotide messenger RNA. The record is from the annotation of a GenBank genome assembly. Lineage: Eukaryota; Fungi; Glomeromycota; Glomeromycetes; Diversisporales; Gigasporaceae.